AAGUCACAGUCAUGAAGCCUGUUUGGUUUUCAAUGAAAUUAAAUCAAAUUCAUGGGAUAAUAAUUAAUAUCUCCUGCUGGUUAUAAGCUACGUUACUUAAUGAAUUGCAGUUUGGUUAAAAGCCUUUCAAAGCACAUGGUUUUUAGUGGACCUGAGGUAAGAAAUAAUAAAUUGAUGAUGACAAGGCUACAGUUGUCACAGCCCAGUAGUGCCCCACUCACGCUCUGCAGGCCACGGGCUGGGCACUCUACAAUGCACUCAGGGUCGUUUGUUUUUUGUGUAGGAUUUUAAUCUGUGGCAUCAGAAUAAGUUGGUGGCAAUGCUACAACACAGAAUGACAAACACCUUAUCACAAUGACUUGCCCUCUUUAAGCUGUAAUGUGAAAUUCAGAAGUUUUCCUUUUCUGUCUUUUUGUAUUGGUCUUGUUUUCUCCCUUUUGAUUUGCUUUUCAUUGUCUUCCCUGUGUCUUCAUUCAGCCCUGUGAGAAGUAGAGCUAGUGAGUGUGAGGGAGUGUGUGCAAAAUGCGUAUUAUGAAGAAAUUUUGUGUGAAUUUCAUGAUUUUUGUACCAAAGGAAACCAACCUUUUAAUUCCACUUUUUGUAGCACCCUGGUACACCACAAAUGCAUCUGUUUGGUCCAUAAAUUUUGUAUUUCUCUAACACAGUGUCAUAAGGAUAACUUCUCCCUAGGCCCUCUGUCAGUUUUCUUAUGCCUACGAGUAGUUUUGAAGUACAUAUUCUUGCUGUUUCAGUUUCUGGAAGUGUGAAGGAGCUUAGCCACUCCUCUGCUGCCGAGAGCCCCGUGGUCAGUGAGACUAAGCGAAUGCAUGCCGCUGCCGCCACGUUCACCGACGGCGUCCCGAGGAUGCUCCGGUCUUUAACUGUCAGUCUGCAGCCUGCCAAUGAGACAGAAAGUUUCUCUGAAGACUCUAAAACUGCCACGAGUUCAACUUCACCUUCUGUGGAGGAGUCGAGAAGAAACAGCAGCCUAAGCAGGAGUCCGGGAGGCGGAGAAUUCACUGAGCCAUCAACAGAGGGUGAAUUUGGACACACGUCUUUAUACUGGCAGAGUGAUUCCCCGACAUUUGGAGGGCAGCGACCUGCCAGCAGCCCCGAGGUCACAAAUGGAAGCUCCACAUCUCAGACAGAGACUGUGUCUAGGUCAGUCCCCUCCAUCAGCGGUAGAGUCAGCACAGCGCACUGGUUCUUGACCAGCAGCAAGACAUCUGCAGAUGCGGCCGGAAGGUCGGCUUCCUAUCCUGAAAUCAGGAACGCUUCGGUUUUGACCCAGUUUUUGGACUCCACUGCACGGUCCGGAGGAAGUAGCACAGUACUGGGGGAAAAAAGAUUCUCAGAGUCUUUGUCUACAUCUUCCACAGAAAGCCUGGACUCCUCAGCAGCGCGUGGUGAACGCUCGAUCACUGGGUUGAGCUACAGUCAAGCAGGUGGCACAGAUAGUGAACAAAGGACUUCCAGUGACCACACCUACGUUUCCUCGACAUUCACCAAAGGAGAGCGGACAUUACUGUCCAUUACAGAUCAGGGUUCAUCCUCGGACGUCCAGGAAAGCUCGACCUCUUACACCAAGAUCUCCAACUCAUCACAUGUAGACUAUCCUUCCCCUUCUCAUGCUCAGACUGGAAGAAAUAUCAUCUCAUCCUAUCAUGGGGAGUACGCUCGGCAUUCCACUGAGUCCCUGGUUCUGCGUACAUCUGACCUUCCGUCUUACACAUCCACCUUGAAUGUGCCGAACACUUUGUUUUUUCUGGAUACCAAUGCUCAGUCUGUUAGUGAUUCCUCUUCUUCCUCUGCAGGGCUCCCUCUGUCUCCACCCUCGGUGUCACAGUCCCAUCAGAUGUUCUUACCAACUGUACCAUCAACAGGGGCCUCGGUGUACCCACUGAGGUCCACUUCGGAGGCAUCUGGCCCCCUCUCUCCUUCCCCAUCACCUUCGUCAGUAUCCCUCAUGGCAUCUAGCCUUGCCCCACUUUCUGUCUCACAAACAGCCUUACCAUAUUCACCUUCCACCCCAGUCCUUCCCAGGGUCAGGGAGACAUCUGUGGCCUCAGUUCAGACAUCCACAGGGACAUCAUCCAUGGCUGUGCUCUACAGUAGUCAAACAGCAGACCCUGGAAACCAGAGUAUCCCAUACCAAGAGCAUAUCAGCACACAACCAAAAUCACCAAGCCUUGUGCCUCUGCCCACCGAGCCCACCAAAACUGUGAAAAUAGGUUCUCCUUCAGGGUCCCCUUUGCCUACAGCCUUACCAGAGUCCCCCACCAAGCCAACCGUUCCAGCCACAAGCACAGUCAUGGCUCAGACAUCUCCAGAUUUGACAACUGCUGCUCUUGGGACCUCUCAUGCUCCCGCCUCCAGUAUGCUGCCUAGCACAGCAGUUCUGAUGACUGGCCCUGUGGCUGCACAGACAACAGCUGGAAAACAGCUCUCCCCAACCCAUCCUGAAAUGCUGGGGCCACGUAUUCCAACAGAAGGUGCCACCACCACGAAAAGAAACCAGGUGCAUGUCGAUGCUACCACCCAGUGGACCCCUCUGACCAGUGCACCUACAUCAUCAGCACAAGAGUUGACCACGAGCCUUGGUGUGAUGGAAGAGGAUAACACAGCAUCACAAUUCUUCAAAACAUCUACUCCCCAAACUACAGAUACCUCUACAGCUGAAACAUUGGCCCCUAAACCUUUCACCUCUGUUGUUGAGAGCAGCACUCAGUCACCACCGAUAGUAUCCUCUCCAGCCUCAGUCGACAGGUGCGCCCCAAACCCUUGUCUUCAUGGUGGCAAGUGCAUCAUGGAGUCCUCAAGCCGUGGCUAUCGAUGUGUGUGCUUGCCUUCCUGGCAAGGGAAUAACUGCAGUGUGGACGUGAAUGAAUGCCUCUUGAACCCCUGCCCACCCCUGGCCACGUGCAACAAUACUCAGGGAUCUUAUAUCUGCAAAUGCCCAGUUGGGUACCAGUUGGAAAAAGGAAUAUGUAACUUGGUUAGAACCUUCGUGACCGAGUUUAAAUUAAAGAAAAUUUUUCUCAAUACUACUGGGGAAAAGCAUCCAGACCUGCCUGAAGUUCAGAAUGAGAUCACCAAAACGUUAAAUAUGUGUUUUUCACCGUUACCUGGGUACAUACGAUCCACAGUUCACGCAUCUCGGGAAUCCAGUGUGGUGGCAGUCUCCUUGCAAACCACCUUUUCCUUGGCUUCCAACGUGACCCUGUUUGACCUUGCCGAUGGGAUACAGAGAUACGUCAACUCCUGCAGGUCCUCUGCUGAGAUCUGCCAGCUCCUGGGGUCUCAAAGGCGGAUCUUUAGAGCCGGCAGCUUGUGCAAGCGGAAGAGUCCAGAAUGUGACAAGGAGACUUCCAUCUGCACGGACCUGGACGGCGUUGCACUGUGCCAGUGCAAGUCAGGCUACUUCCAGUUCAACAAGAUGGAUCACUCCUGCCGAGCCUGUGAAGAUGGAUACAGGCUUGAAAAUGAAACCUGCAUGAGUUGCCCGUUCGGCCUCGGAGGUCUCAACUGUGGAAACCCCUAUCAGCUCAUCACCGUGGUCAUCGCAGCAGCAGGAGGAGGGUUGCUGCUUAUUCUGGGCAUUGCACUGAUCGUUACCUGUUGCAGAAAGAACAAAAAUGACAUCAGCAAGCUCAUCUUCAAGAGCGGGGAUUUCCAAAUGUCCCCGUAUGCCGAGUACCCCAAGAACCCUCGCUCACAAGAGUGGGGUCGAGAAGCUAUUGAAAUGCAUGAAAACGGAAGUACCAAAAACCUCCUGCAGAUGACGGAUGUAUACUACUCGCCCACAAGUGUAAGGAAUCCUGAACUUGAACGAAAUGGACUCUACCCUGCCUACACUGGAUUGCCCGGAUCACGGCAUUCGUGCAUAUUCCCUGGACAGUACAACCCAUCUUUCAUCAGCGAUGAGAGCAGAAGAAGAGACUACUUUUAAAUCCAAGAGAGAGGGGGGGACUCACUGCUCUGAGCCACCUGCCUGGGACCUCAAGGGGCUCAGGAGCAAGCGUCCCAUGUUGGCUGCUCCCAGGACUUACUGGGACCACCCAGGAGGGGCAAGCAGAGUGACAAGUGUGAGGGAUGUGAGCGCAGUAGGAGAAACUGCAGGCUGCUCAUCCGGCACCUGUGCUGUUACUGUGAACAUGGACGUGGGCCGGUGCCAGGAGAGUCUGAGGGACUGCGGCGGGGCACUGGUGCCAGAGGUGACCGUCGGCCAAGGCAGCCCAGUAGGUUUCAUUGUCAGGACCCAGGUUUUCGUUUAGUGUGCACUUUAGUAAACUGGGCAGGGAGGUUUCCUUUCCGUCAAGACUGUUUCGGAAAGAAGAACUUUGGCUUCCUUUCCUGAGGCUCCAUAGGUUGUGAUUUGGUGGUGAUUUGCAGCCGGACGCUGAGCUCUUGGUUGUUCCCUAGCCUGGUGCCCGUGUGCAGAACAACAGGUGCAGAUGGACACGCCACUGAGGGCUGACGUCACCGCGCUGGGCCAGAGUACUUCGGUGUCUCGCCACCAUCUUGAGCUGCAGCAUCUAAGCCAGCCCCCAGAUAAGGAAUUGAAAUCUGUGAGGCACAGCCCACAACUCCCACUUGGUUUUUCAGUUAAGGUGACACAUUUAUCUUGGAUGUGCGUUUUCUCCAACAGCCUUUACAGUUCCAUCUCGACCGUUUUCAAAUACGUGGAGCUCAUGGCAAAGCAGCAUUUGGUUUUAAGUUUGAGGCAUCUAGCUGUCCCAUGAUGAGCGUCAGCAGGCAGGGCAGGGGCUAGGGACUGGUCCUGCAGGCAUGGGGAGGAACCUUUUUGUUCCUGAGAGCGUGACCUGGGGGCCUAGGGCUCUGCCCACGCUGAAGCCAAUGGUUCUAUGAAUGUAAGAGAAAUGGGAAGGUGGAUGCAGGUGGUGUCCUCGCUGGUAUUUACCACUGGAGGGAAAGUAGCUGAAUGUGAUAGUCUUUGCAGCUGAGUGUGGUUAAAAGGGAUGGGCCGAGUUCAGUUUCCGGCGACUUUGGCUUCUACUUUGGGAAGUUGUGGAUUGCUGAGGCAGAAUAAGGAGCCAGAGUAGAGCCACAGGUAAGUGUGCAGACCUGUUAGUGUGAUGUCUUUGUGUUUUUAACCUCGUCCACAAACUCUGUGUGAGCUUUCAACCACUCGAGGCUAUUUAUUCAUUGAAAUAACUUACUUUCUCUCACCCAGCCAUUUUCUCACUAUAUGCCACUGUGUAGUACUGAGCAUUGGAGACCUAGAGACUUCUGGCCAGUGAGGGACAUGGGAGCUCGCCUUUGGCAAGGAAAGCCCACACAUCUCACUUAAUGCUUGUGUGGUGGGUCCUGCAAGGGAGGCCCGUCCUGUGGAGGUAUGUCCCUGUGCUUGCUGUUGUAACAUUGUGGUUGUGGAUAAAGUGACCUGAACACACAGGCCAAAGAGGCCCAUUUCUGAAAAUGGUGUAGCCACUGAAACAGUGCCUGGGUUGGGGAACCGGAGAAUGUUGGGGGGACUUCUUCACAACCUCCACAAUCCCCGUCCCAGUGGUUUUCAGCAUGAACUACUGUGUUCCCUGGCCU
This is a messenger RNA of Ochotona curzoniae (black-lipped pika), 5562 nucleotides long. RefSeq names its product protein HEG homolog 1-like. The record is from RefSeq and is a predicted model, not a curated record. Gene Ontology annotation, molecular function: calcium ion binding. Bases 710 to 3949 code for a protein of 1079 amino acids. The transcript is spliced from 14 exons. Gene Ontology annotation, biological process: heart development. Lineage: Eukaryota; Metazoa; Chordata; Mammalia; Lagomorpha; Ochotonidae.